Messenger RNA from Prorocentrum cordatum, 612 nucleotides. Lineage: Eukaryota; Dinophyceae; Prorocentrales; Prorocentraceae. The record is from the annotation of a GenBank genome assembly.
AUGGCCGAGCACCUCGAGGCCGAGAGCUCCGAGAUCGUGGAGCUGGGCCAGCGCCUGGAGGCGGUGGAGCGGCAGCUCGCCGAGGGCGGGGCGGGGGCGCCUCGCGGGCGAGAGGCUGGCGACGAGGCCAAGGUGCAGGGCGAGCUGGGGGAGCUAUCCAAGCGGCUGCGUCGACUGGAGGAGGGUCAAGGCGAGCUGGAGGAGCUCUCGACGCGGCUACGAGGGCUGGAGGAGGGAGCCGAGCCCAAGGUUCAGGGCCAGGUGGCGGCGCUCUCGCAGCGCCUGUGCGCGCUGGAGGAGGGCAGCGAGCGCACGGCCCAGGGCGAGCUGGGUGCGCUGUCGGAGCGACUGUGCGCACUGGAGGAGGGUGCCGAGCGCAUGGGCGAGGUGGAGGCGCUCUCGGAGCGACUGUGCGCUCUGGAGGACGGCGCCGAGCCCAACGCCAAGCUGGAAGCGCUCUCUGAGCAGCUCGUCGCGCUGAAGGGCGACCUGGCUGCGCUGUCCGAGAGGCGUGGCGCGCUCGCGGAGGGCGCCGAGACCAACGGCGAGCCUUGUCUCGGACCUGCCUCUGUCCCUCCGCAGGAGGAACUUCCAGAAAUAAUCCAAGCAUAG